Molecule: messenger RNA, 486 nt
Organism: Aplysia californica (California sea hare)
Lineage: Eukaryota; Metazoa; Mollusca; Gastropoda; Aplysiida; Aplysiidae
Product: agrin
Biological process (GO): cell differentiation; multicellular organism development
Molecular function (GO): protein binding
Source: RefSeq, a predicted model, not a curated record
CCGGGACAGUGUGGCUCAGACUCCGUGUGUCUGGGACACUUCUGUGACUACGGGGCGGUGUGUGUGGACGUGGAAGGACGGCCCCAGUGUGAGUGCCCUCAGUGUACAGAGGAAUAUGAACCGGUAUGCGGUGACAACGGCAUCACGUACGAGAACAAGUGCAAGCUUCGCCAGGAGAACUGUCAGCGAGAGGAAGACGUGCAGGUGGAGAAAAAGGGGACUUGUGACGGCUGUGGACAGACCAGGUGUGAGUUUUACGCCGUGUGCGAGAGUCUGAACGGCCACCACAGAUGUAUUUGUCCCACAACGUGUGUCCAGGUUUGUCUGUCUGUUUGUCUGUCUGUUAGUGUGUUCAGGUUUGUCUGUUUGUUUGUGUGUUUGUCUGUUCCUUUGUGCGUCACACAGAGCUACUGUCUUGUCUUACUUUUCGAAAAAAUAAAAAAGUUUUACGGCACUUGCAACUCCAAUAGGUCAAAAAAGUGUUGA